UUAAACACCCUGACUACCCCAAGAGAGAACACAAGUGAGAAAACCAACUUCACUGAGCCACCAAGAUCACUUUUCAUGCCAUCAAGAUUUGAAACAAAUAUUAUUGUUAUGGAAUAUUUGAUUGAUUGAGCCAUAAGUGUGCCGACUACUAAGUGAAUUAAGUGACUGUUGAGUGAAAACAUCUGUGAUAUGAAUUAGUGAUUUGAGUCAUCAACAUUAUUCGGCUACAAUUAUUCUUUUUAAUCAAACAGAAACAAUAUAAAUGAAAGGAUUUCAAUAAAAAGAAUUUUCUCUGCGACUUGGCAGUGAAAAGACAUCGAAAAAGAAUUCCUAAACGGAUGCUGUGUUCAUUCGAGUUUUCCGUCGCGGGAUAAUGAAAUAAGGAUCAAAGGAAACGAUCCUAAGAAAUCGAGCUAGGGUGAUUCUGACAACAACGAAGGAAAAGAAGAAUCGCAAAAACAAAUCCAAUUCCAAACCAGGGUAUUGUGUAUUUGCGGUGAUAGUGAUCCUGCAAGACGGAUCUACAAAGUUUAAACGGAUAAUCUUCAACAGAUUUACCAAUAAUGAGUUACAAAUAAAGUCGAUGGUAGUUUAGUAAAAUAUUCCAUGACGAAUCCCUUGAGAGAUGUUCGCCCCGAGGAUCGUCCUCUCGGCUUAGAUUAUUUGGAUCCGCGGUUAGUGAGAAAUCAGGUGAAUAAUCCUGCUCAGAUAACCAGUCCAAGGUUGAGAAAAACACGGGGUUCUUCAUCAAGAAGAAGAAUGCAUCUGGCUGGUGAACCCAAUCAGAAUACUUCGACUAACAAUCAAGUACCUGAUUAUGCUCUCACCGCAGAUUUGUUGGCUAAAAGAGCUCUCGAUGGACUUCUUGCUGAACACCCUGGAGAACUAGUUCAAACAGGUAGUCCUCAUGUAGUUUGUACAGUUUUACCAAGUCAUUGGAGAUCUAACAAGACACUUCCGGUAGCCUUCAAGGUUGUCGCUCUAGGAGAAGUUGGAGAUGGAACUUUAGUGACUGUCCGAGCAGGAAAUGAUGAAAAUUGCUGUGCAGAGUUAAGGAAUUCAACGGCUUUGAUGAAGAAUCAGGUUGCGAAAUUCAAUGACCUGAGGUUUGUUGGCCGAAGUGGCAGAGGAAAAAGUUUUACUUUGACAAUAAUGCUACAAACAACACCACCUCAAGUAGCAACGCUCAGUAAAGCUAUUAAAGUAACAGUGGAUGGACCAAGAGAGCCACGAUCAAAAACUAGACACCAGGCUUUUCAUCCCUACCACUUUGGACCACGGCCAUUUCCCUUUGGACAUCCGCAAGAUCCGUUGGGAUUCAAACUGUCCGGUUUACAACAUUUGGGACUUGAACAAAACGGAGGUCAAGGAUGGGGAGGACUUCCUAGAGGUUCUUUAGCUUCUCAUUGUUUACCACCGCCCCCAGGGCAUCUGUCACAGACUCAUCCACCAUCGGGAACUACAUCGGCAUUUAAUCCUUUUCACCAUGCUAUGGAGCAAAGAUCUCCAAGAAUGCCUGGACCAACUCCUGAAUCACGAAAUGAUUUGGGACCAAUCAGUGUGUCGGUGAGAGAAGUAGCUGCUGAAUCUCCGAGUAAUUCUGGUCCAGGACUGCUGACGACAGCUUCAGUGACAGCUCCAACUCCUCCAGCAGAGCCAACGGCAAAUACAAAUACUUCAAGUCCCUCAGGACAUCAUUCCCACUUUCAAGGUCUUCAUUUGCUGAGAGCCAAUUCUAUCUUUGGAUCGUUAUUUGCUCCAUUUUUACCCCAAUCUUCUUGGCUCUAUAAUCCACUUUCUUACCCUGCACAGCAAUAUAUUAUCGAACCAGACUGGCACACACUAGCAUUGAGAAUGGCACAGCAACGACUUCAAAGACCAGACCAAGCAAGCCUUGAGGAUCUAAGAAAGCUAAGAGGCACUAGUACUAGUCCUGGAGAUAGUUCUAAAGAUGAUAAACGUAAGGAAAGCGAUGUGGAUGCUUUAAGAGAGACUGAAAGCCCUGAUGGUAGCAUUGAGGUUGAUGAUAGAAAUGAACAAGAUCCAAAAGUUGAACUUCGAAGUGAAGAUUCGUUACAAACAGAUUCACCAAGAGGUUCAUCGAGAAAUGAUUUGGAUGAUAACAUUAACGAAGACUUGAAAGAAACAGAAAAUCGAUUGAGACCGAGUGUGGAAAACUUGAAUGAUUUUGUAGAUGUUUUAAGUGAUGAUCAAUUACGAAGAGGAGAUUUAACUGUAAAAAUACGAUUAGAAGGUACAGUCGAUUUGAGCACGAAACGUAGUCAAGAUAAAGAAAAUAUGGGCCAAGAUUUAACAACUCGAAAAAAGGAGGAUGAUAUUGAUGAAAGAGAGACGGUUAGGCCGAGAAAAGUAAGAAGUCCAAAACCUAGGCAUGUUUGGAGACCAUAUUGAUCCUUCAAAGUGUGAAUUAAUUUCACAAUCUUGAGGACUUUAAGGACUAACCAGGGUUUACGUUCAUAAUCGAUCUGAUUUAUCAAUUUGAUUACUUUUUAAUCAAUUGAAUUGUAAAUAAAAAUUUAUUGUAUUGUCAGUAGCUGUUAAAUUACAAGAAUAUUACGUACAGGGUCGUUCUUGAAUCGAUUCGACCUUUAUAUAGUGCAAUAUCUUCUUGUUGUAAAUAAUAAAUGAUGAUAAGUAUUAAAAAUUGAAAAAGUAAAUGAGUUAAAAUGGAGAA
Messenger RNA from Chelonus insularis, 2695 nucleotides. RefSeq lists its product as uncharacterized. The record is from RefSeq and is a predicted model, not a curated record. NCBI's taxonomy places the organism in Eukaryota, Metazoa, Arthropoda, Insecta, Hymenoptera, Braconidae. Gene Ontology annotation, cellular component: nucleus. Gene Ontology annotation, molecular function: ATP binding; DNA-binding transcription factor activity, RNA polymerase II-specific; RNA polymerase II cis-regulatory region sequence-specific DNA binding. Gene Ontology annotation, biological process: regulation of DNA-templated transcription. The transcript has 7 exons. Bases 607 to 2412 code for a protein of 601 amino acids.